Messenger RNA from Carassius auratus (goldfish), 4009 nucleotides. RefSeq names its product zinc finger protein 658B-like. Gene Ontology annotation, molecular function: RNA polymerase II cis-regulatory region sequence-specific DNA binding; DNA-binding transcription factor activity, RNA polymerase II-specific. Gene Ontology annotation, biological process: regulation of transcription by RNA polymerase II. Bases 203 to 2047 code for a protein of 614 amino acids. The transcript is spliced from 2 exons. The record is from RefSeq and is a predicted model, not a curated record. NCBI's taxonomy places the organism in Eukaryota, Metazoa, Chordata, Actinopteri, Cypriniformes, Cyprinidae.
GGAAGAAGAUUCGUUUCACCGCGCUGUCUGUUGUUUUAAUGUGGCGCUGGUUUAAUACAAACUGUUAGAAAUAUAAUUUCUGUAAACAGGAAAAUACAGUUUUUGAAUCGGGUCAGUGAAUACAUGUUAUAUUCACUUCAUCAUUAGUCGUGUCUAAGUGUUGAAGCAAAGAGAAAUAUAUCGGGAAGAAUAUCAGCUGAAGAUGGUGUUUGUUAAAGAGGAGACUGGGGAGAACACGAGUGAAAUAAAAGAAGAGGAACCAGAAACCUGGAGAAUAAAAGAAGAGGAACCAGAAACCUGGAAAAUAAAAGAAGAGGAACCAGAAACCCGGAAAAUAAAACAAGAGGAACCAGAAACCUGGAAAAUAAAACAAGAGGAACCAGAAACCUGGAAAAUAAAACACGAGGAAGGAGGAGAGUUUAUUGAAGAAAGUGAGGAGAACAAAAAAUGGAGUGAAAUUGAGGAGAAAAAUCAUGUCAAAACUGGAGAAAAACCUUUGAGAGCUAAGAAAACUUUCACAUGCACUCAGUGUGGAAAGAGUUUCACAUACCAAUGUCAUCUUGAUUUUCACAUGAGAUUUCACACUGGAGAGAAACUGUUCACUUGUAAACAAUGUGGGAAGAGUUUUACACAAAAAAGAAGCCUUAUGGCACAUAUGAGGAUCCACACUGGAGAAAAACCUUACAAGUGUUCACAUUGUGACAAGAGAUUCAGUGAUUCAGGAGACCUGAAAAAACAUGAGAGGAUCCAUACUGGAGAGAAACCUUAUAAGUGUUCACAUUGUGACGAGAGAUUCAAACAGUCAUCACAUCUAAAAACACAUGAGAGGAUCCACACUGGAGAGAAACCUAUUAAGUGUUCACAUUGUGACAAGAGAUUCAGUAGGUCAACAAACCUGAAAACACACGAGAGGAUCCACACUGGAGAGACACCUUACAAGUGUUCACAUUGUGACAAGAGAUUUAAUCAAUCAACACAUCUAAAAAAACAUGAGAGUAUCCACACUGGAGAGAAACCUUACACAUGUAAUCAGUGCGAGAAGUGUUUCACACACUCAUCACAACUUAAGGAUCACAUGAACAUCCACGCUGGAGAGAAACUGUGCUCAUGUGAUCAAUGUAAUAAAACAUUUUUGAGCGCUUCAGACCUGAAGAAACACCUGACAGUUCAUACAAAGGAGAAGCCAUAUACAUGUUAUUUGGGUGGAAAGAGUUUUUCAAAUUUUUCAGUUUUGAAAAUACAUCAGAAAACACAUACUGGUGUAAAAAAGCACAAGUGCUCAGAGUGUGAAAUCACUUUUACUUCAGCGGGUGGUUUAAAACAGCAUGAGAGGAUCCACACUGGAGAAAAACCUUAUGAGUGUUCACACUGUGACAAGAGAUUCAGUAGGUCAGCAUACCUGAAAACACAUGAGAGGAUCCACACUGGAGAAAAACCUUAUGAGUGUUCACACUGUGACAAGAGAUUCACUCAGUCAGGAUACCUGAAAAUACAUGAGAGAAUCCACACUGGAGAAAAACCUUUUGAGUGUUCACACUGUGACAAGAGAUUCAGUAGGUCAGCAGAACUGAAAACACAUGAGAGGAUCCACACUGGAGAGAGACCUUUUGAGUGUUCACAUUGUGACAAGGGAUUCAAUAGGAUAACAAACCUGAAAAAACAUGAGAUGAUCCACACUGGAGAAAAACCUUUUGAGUGUUCACACUGUGACAAGAGAUUCAGUAGGUUAGCAGACCUGAAAACACAUGAGAGGAUCCACACUGGACAGAAACCUUUUGAGUGUUCACAUUGUGACAAGAGAUUCAAACAGUCAUCACAUCUAAAAACACAUGAGAGGAUCCACACUGGAGAGAAACCUUUUGAGUGUUCACAUUGUGACAAGAGAUUCAAUAGGAUAACAAGCCUGAAAACACAUGAGAGGAUCCACACUGGAGAGAAACCUUAUCACUGCACUGAAUGUGGGAAGCGCUUCAGUCAUUCAUAUGCUCUACACAUACAUACAAAAAACUAUCACAGUAAGGCCCCUUACAAACAGAGAUGCCUUUAGCUGUUUAUGUACAAAUUUUGUAUCCUAUUGGGUACCAGAGUGGAUCAAUCUGAUGUGUUUACAAUGUGUUUACAAUCUGCUUUUGAAGAAAUAUUGUAGUAACAUGCUACAGUGUACAUUUUGUCAGCUGCAGUUCUGGAGUCUCUGUCUGAACUGUACAACAUCACAUGCAUUCACAUCAGUGUUACAUCGGCUUUAGAGUUACUCUCACGGGUCACUGCACUUAUUCACAGACACAAAAGUACAUUAUUUGCAUGUGCUUUAAAGCCUUGCUGGUUAAAUGUUUCAUUCAUGCGCUGGUCUGAUGUAUGCCUUUUCUGAGCGUCACAUACACCCGAAGCGUGCGCACCAAAAAGCCUGUCAAACAGCGCCUGAUCGCUGAACUAAGUUAUCUUUUGUGCUUAUACUGUCAAAACACAGAAGGUUCACAAGUAGACUAAUAAUAAAAUGAAAGUAAGGAGUUGAGAUGGAACUUUUUUGUGCAAGAAGUUUUCUGGAAAAAAAUUCCAUAUUCUCUCUGGUUCGCUAAUGUGUUAUUUCAUCAACACUUCGUGGCCUAUGCCUUGAUGGUAUGGUAUGGUAGUUUGUGCAUUUCCAUGUUACGUUAUGUUACGUGUAAGAUACUUUGUGUUGUACGUGCCAUGACAUUCAAAUGCACACAAAACUUCUACGAUGUUACCUCAACCUUUCACAGACACACCGUGAAAUUAAUGUUGAAUUGAUUUGCUUGUUAAGGUAUUGUAAACUCAUGAGGAAAGAAAAACUUAAAAGCAUACUCGUAUAUCUUAAAUCUUCUGGUUACAUUAUCCUAAGUAUUUAAGGCAUCAGAGAAGUGUUCUGUAUGAAAGCUAUACAAAACACAGUUUGUCCUGUACUCGCAGGUAAACGUCGUAUGGCCAUCCUAUCCAUACAAAUAACAAAUCAAUCAUUGUUUUGCACAAAUCAUUGUUUGAAUUGUGAAUGUAGCCUCUCAAGAAAAGCUUUAAGACCUUGCAGAAUACUCUGCCGCCUGAACUCUCCCACUUCACUUGUGCUGACGGCAAUCCACAGAAGAGGAUUAAGGCCAUGCAAUAAAAAAAUUAAAAAAACCUCUUGAGAUUAAAGUCGUUACAUUUUGAGAGAAAUGUCGAAACAAAAUAUUGAGAAUAAACUUGUUAAAUUACAAGAAAAAAGUUGUUACAUUUUGGCCAAAAAUUAAAUGAAAUAAAACUAUUUUUUAAGGGUAAUAAAAUGAAGUGCAAAGAGAAAAAUCACUCUCUGUUCUUGACUUAAAAAGAAUUACAGUUUUAAGUAUUACAGUUGCUUUAGGUAUCAGUCUAUAUAGUGUUUUAUUUUUAGAUUUGUUCAUUGCAUUUCUUGAAUGUUCCUGCCAAGUAAACCUUUUGUACCUGAAAAUAAGCCAUUGUUUGUUUUAUUCGUUGUAGUAAUUUAUUUUUAAAUCCCCUUAUUUCUGAUUAAAAAACACACACACACAGUAAAGAUUAUUUAACAGUUUAUUGAACAUAGAAAGCUGCACACUUCUUAUGUUUCCUAGAGUCCUAGAGUCUCUGGCCAUGGAGUGAACGGUCACAUUCCAUGAGUCACCAACAUUUAAGUAAAUGUUAAAAUGCACAUUUUGUUGUGAAUCUUUUUGUUAUUUGGGAUUUCUGUUAAAGUGUUAUCUGAUUGUUUACUUUUUAAUUUUGUUUGGUAGGAACUACAUGGGUAUAUUUAGAGGUUGUUGGUACUACCCAGUCAGUCAGUUGAUCAUCUGGGCUGAUUUCAGUUAUUACAUUGUAUUGUUACUCUGCUAGCAGGGCAGAUUUAUUCUUUUUGUAGGCCUGUUUUGGUUCAGUUAUUUUUCCUUUGUUUUAGUUGAGUUUGCAGGAAUUAUGUUGAACUGGACUUUUGAUAUAUCUGCUUUUGUGGAUUUGAUUAACAUUAUUGUUAUUGUUUUGGUGGAAGAAUAAAUCAACAAUUUUU